AUGGCUUCCGCCGAAUAUAUCGAGGGCAAAGCGGCGGUGGACGAGAAGAACGUGGAAUCUCCAACUGAGAUCGACCUGCCAAUUGUGAAGGAUUGGAGCGAUAAAGAGGCUGCUGCUGUACGGUGGAAGUAUGAAUACCCCUCCUCAACAGGACCCUUAGCCCACCAGCUCAACCCGCGCAUUCGCAGAAUUGACUUCAUCCUUCUUCCAAUUCUCGCCUUUGCAUUCUUCGCGUUGCAGCUCGAUCGCGGCAACAUUAGUGCAGUCUUGACCUCUACCAUCACGAAGGACCUGGCGAUCACUACCAACCAGGUCAAUAUUGGCACCCAGCUGCUCUCGGCUGGCAUUGUUCUUUCGGAGAUCCCGUCGAAUAUCAUACUCCAGCGCAUUGGGCCACGAGUAUGGCUGUCAGGCCAAUUGUUUGCCUGGGGGCUCGUCGCCACUUUCCAAGCAUUCGUCCAGUCAUACCCCGCAUAUCUGGUGACGCGCAUAUUGCUUGGUCUGUGUGAAGGAGGCUUCAUUCCUGGUGUGUGGAAAACUCUCUGA
Molecule: messenger RNA, 546 nt
Organism: Penicillium chermesinum
Lineage: Eukaryota; Fungi; Ascomycota; Eurotiomycetes; Eurotiales; Aspergillaceae
Exons: 1
Coding region: 1-546 (181 amino acids)
Biological process (GO): transmembrane transport
Cellular component (GO): membrane
Molecular function (GO): transmembrane transporter activity
Source: RefSeq, a predicted model, not a curated record